This is a messenger RNA of Closterium sp. Naga37s-1, 597 nucleotides long. The record is from the annotation of a GenBank genome assembly. NCBI's taxonomy places the organism in Eukaryota, Viridiplantae, Streptophyta, Zygnematophyceae, Desmidiales, Closteriaceae.
AUGGGAGAGGUGUGGGAUGAGGUGUGGGAUGAGGUGUGGGAUGAGGUGUGGGAUGAGGUGUGGGAUGAGGUGUGGGAUGAGGUGUGGGAUGAGGUGUGGGAUGAGGUGUGGGAUGAGGUGUGGGAUGAGGUGUGGGAUGAGGUGUGGGAUGAGGUGUGGGAUGAGGUGUGGGAUGAGGUGUGGGAUGAGGUGUGGGAUGAGGUGUGGGAUGAGGUGUGGGAUGAGGUGUGGGAUGAGGUGUGGGAUGAGGUGUGGGAUGAGGUGUGGGAUGAGGUGUGGGAUGAGGUGUGGGAUGAGGUGUGGGAUGAGGUGUGGGAUGAGGUGUGGGAUGAGGUGUGGGAUGAGGUGUGGGAUGAGGUGUGGGAUGAGGUGUGGGAUGAGGUGUGGGAUGAGGUGUGGGAUGAGGUGUGGGAUGAGGUGUGGGAUGAGGCACGCGAUGGGGUAUCUGAUGAGAUAGGAGGAGGGAAGGUGGGGUUGGGGGAGUGCAUGGAGCGUCCUCUGCUGCCACCAUCAACAACCCAUCAAGGAGGAGGGGGAGGUGGGGAGGGAAGGGAGGGGGAGAGAGGGGAGGGAAACAAAAUAGGAGGACAAGCAUGA